CUUACAGGAACUGUUCCCAAAGACUUCGAUCUUGAGAUUUAGAGAGCAAUCACGUGUGAAAACACUUAUCAGAAUUAGAGGGACAAUCCAGAUAACUACAUCUGUGGAGCAAAGAAAAAAGUGCAUUCAGCUACCAAGGAUUUCUCAUGUUCCCUGACAGAAACUCUGGAAAACCAAAAUUCCUGCUGGGUUUGGCAGUGGAUGAAGAUAAUGUUACCAUAGCUGGUGAUCUCUUCAGCAGGCAGCUGAACAUCAGGUGAAAUGGUCAGGAUUUUCUUUGCACGCAAGAGAACUGGAAAGCAAACUUUUCAAAGAGAAAAGCUGAAGCUUGAAUCCCUGCAAUACUACAACUGUAAAACAGCGUGCAGUUGCAGCAGUGGGCGCCUGAAAUCCUCUGAAUCUUCCAAACAAUUUGCUGAAGAGGUCUUGAAAGCACACAAUGACUACAGGAAGAAACACGGAGUCCCCCCAUUAAAACUCUGCAAGAAGUUAAACAGAGGAGCCCAACAGUAUGCGGAAGAACUGGCAGUCUCAAGGGUCCUCAAACACAGCUCUGAGUCUGCUAAUGGAAAAUGUGGAGAAAACUUGGCCUGGGCAUCCUACGAUCAACCAGGAAAGGACGUUGCUGACAGAUGGUACAGUGAAAUAAAGAAUUACAGCUUUCAAAACCCAGGGUUUUCUUCAGGGACAGGUCAUUUCACAGCAAUGGUUUGGAAGAACACAAAGAGAAUGGGAGUUGGAAAAGCAUCUGCUAGUGAUGGUUCUACAUUUGUGGUAGCUAGGUACGAUCCGGCUGGAAAUGUAGUAAAUCCAGGCUACUAUGAAGAAAAUGUCCUUCCUCCAAGAAAAUAACCUUUCUUUAGAGGUAGUCUUAUUGCUUAGUGACAGAUGAACCGAGGUUUGGACUUAACAGUGUUUGAAAUGGAGUACAAUUCAAUGACAUUUCCUGUUGGAUUCUGCUGCCCACUUCUCAUUGCAGAAGAAUCAAUUACAUGUUGCUUGAGUCAACCUGCGCAUUAGGUCCCUGUUGUUUCUGAGGAGACUUCAGUGUAUCAUGAAGUACAUGCAGCAUUUCUGAGGGGUAAAAGUUUUCUAACUUGUUCUUUUUUUGUAGUAGCUCGCAUGAACUCUGUGUCAGCAUGUGAGUAUGCACAUGUUGGAUGUCUCUUUCUAAACAAGCAGGUUUGUAGCUCUGUGUACACUGAAGAUACUGGCUUGUAACUAUAUCGCAUAUUCCAAGUUUUCCAAUUGUUUGCUAUUAAGUGCAACUUCUUUGCUCUGUCUGUACUUUUUUCUACUGUGAGGUCUCAUCCCCACAGCCUGAACAUAUGCAAAGCCUCCUGUAUGAAAGUUACUCAUAAAAAAUGUGGUAUAAUCCUGACAUACAUGCUUUCAUUAAAAGGAUCUCACGGGACACUAAGACUGCACUGGCAAAGUUGUAUCUGUCAAGCGAACUAUAACUCAUGCAUGACCAAAAAGCUACAAGAAAUGCUUAAAUCUUAGCUUUACAUUUUAGGUGCUAAUAUUUAAAAACUCAACACUAUCUUACUGUUUACAGAAUAUACAUUGUCAUAUAAUCAAAUCGAUUACUUCCCUUCCAGCAAGGUACUACCACUACCAUUUCUCUUUGAUUUCUAAGUUUCUCUGGGAAAUCAUUGUGAAUUUCAUUUCACGAUAACUUAUUUUGAUUUCCUAGAGAAUAUCUUCUGUAGGCAUUAACAUUCACAGAUCAUAAUUGAGAGAUGUUUACUCUCAGUUCAUACCAUUCAAAACAGAAAUACAUCAUGUGGUGGAAAGACGCCUCUGAGGACAUUUUCUUUUUUCUCUUAUAAAAUGUGGGUUUGCACUUUGGUCAAGUUCAUGUGCUGUGCUUCAAUUUGGGAUUUUCUUUUCUGUGUAAAGGUUCCUUUUGACUUCUGCUGAGAUUUGGCUCAUGAAAGGUGCCAUUGCAGAAAGACAUACUUUUGUUUACACAGUUGUAAUAAACUGCGCUCUUACGCCUUGAUGUUAUGUUACCGUGAUGCUGCGUGUUACAAUCCUUUUGCUGUAACCAAGACUUUAAUACAUACAAUGAACAUCUGAAAAUUAUAUAUUUUUGAAUAUGAGUCACUGAAGUCUUUGCUUUUACCUGAAUCUGUGUUGAAUAAUCUUUAAAUUUUAUUUCCAAGGCAUUAACAUAGGACGAUAUUACUUAAGUAAUCAGGUGCAAAAAACAAAACAAAACCAGCAAGUAAUCUAGCCCAGAUAAGCCAGGAGACCUUCUAAGUAAUGAUAAAUCAUAACAUAGGCAAGAGAUGACCAUCACCUCUUAUACAAACUUUGAACUAAGCCUUGGGUUCAAUGCUGAACAGCCAUAAGUCAUUCUCUGCUAAACUCCUGCUUUGUGUUUGAAUUUCUGCUGCUCCCUCUCUCGGUUGACGUGUUCUUGGUGAAGAACAUUCACUUGGCUCCCAGUUAGAUGUGUCUGUUUAGUAAUUGCAGUUUCGGGGCCUUCCCAUCUUCAACUUUGAUUUAAGAAACAUCAAAUAAAUCUGGUAUUCAGAUA
This is a messenger RNA of Coturnix japonica (Japanese quail), 2545 nucleotides long. Lineage: Eukaryota; Metazoa; Chordata; Aves; Galliformes; Phasianidae. The record is from RefSeq and is a predicted model, not a curated record.